This is a messenger RNA of Myxocyprinus asiaticus (Chinese sucker), 2673 nucleotides long. Its product is annotated as pannexin-1-like. The record is from RefSeq and is a predicted model, not a curated record. The coding region runs from base 355 to 1599 and encodes 414 amino acids. The transcript is spliced from 6 exons. NCBI's taxonomy places the organism in Eukaryota, Metazoa, Chordata, Actinopteri, Cypriniformes, Catostomidae. Gene Ontology annotation, biological process: positive regulation of interleukin-1 production; monoatomic cation transport. Gene Ontology annotation, molecular function: channel activity.
CGUCCUGGGCUUAACAAUCUUUGGUCAGAACUCAUAACAGGCUGCCCCUGAUUGGCUGCUUAGGCGUUUGUUUGCCUUGAAGAGCAAUCAUGCGAAUCAUAAUGGGACAACUAGUUUGCCAACCGCCAAUAAAAUCUAUAAGAUGAUGAUAAUGGGACAAAUGUUUAAUAAGUUAUACUCAUUUGCCUAACCACAUCUGCGUAACUACAUACGGCAUCCGUUGAUACAUUAAAGCCUUUCGUUUAACCAUUCAAAGUCAUUUGGGAGGAUGUGUACUUCUUGAGAUAUCAGCUGCUUUCUUUUUUGAGCAAUCGAAAGUUCGAUAAGUGUAAUCAGAGUUUGUAGGUAGAAGUCAUGGCUAUAGCGCAUGCCGCUACGGAGUAUGUGUUCACGGAUUUCGUGCUGAAGGAGCCCGCGUCAGAGAACCGGUAUAAGGGCAUUCGGUUAGAUCUGGCGCUGGAUAAGGUGGUCACCUGUAUCGCGGUCGGUCUGCCGCUUCUUCUCAUAUCUCUUGCCUUCGCCCAGGAAGUGUCUGUCGGUACGCAGAUUAGUUGUUUCUCCCCCACAAAGUUCUCAUGGCGUCAGGCUGGUUAUGUGGAUUCGUACUGCUGGGCGGCAGUACAAACACAGGACACAGGAGGCCUGCCACUCUGGCUGCAUAAGUUUUUCCCUUAUAUCCUGUUGCUGGUGGCAAUAUCGGCAUACGUGCCAGCUUUGUUUUGGCGAUUUACAGGAGCCCCUGAGCUUUCUUCUGAUCUGACCUUUAUAAUGGAAGAACUGGACCGUUCCUACAACAGAGCCAUCAAAUUGGCCAAACGCCUUCACACUACAGGAGCACUGGACUCUCUGUCAGCCCGCGUGGACUCACAAAGCUCUGUGCUGGACCUUACUGAGAGCUGUUUUAGAUAUCCUCUGGUGGAACAGUACUUGAGGACCAAACGCUUCUCUCGUGGACUACUGGUCCGAUACCUUUGUUGCCAUGGAGUCACCUUCUUGGCCCUCGUAUUAGCCUGCAUCUACCUUUGCUAUUACAUCCAGCUCUCCAUCACGGAUGAGUUUCAAUGUGACAUCCGGUCUGGAGUGGUUAUAAACGACUCCUCAGUACCACAAGCCAUGCAGUGCAAGUUAGUUGCUGUAGGCAUCUUCCAGCUGCUGAGCUACAUUAACCUGUGUGUGUAUUUACUGCUGUUGCCAUUGUGCUUGUACGCCAUGUUAGUUCCAUUCAGAAGGACCAUGGGGUUCUUGAAGCCCUACGAGAUGCUGCCCACGAUAGGGGUGAUGCAGUUUGAGAGGCUGGCCUGGGAUGAUCUUUCUCUAUAUUUGCUGUUUUUGGAAGAGAACCUCAGUGAGCUGAAGAGUUACAAGUGUUUGAAGGUGUUAGAACUGUUGAAGCGGGAUGGAGAAGAGUCAUUGGACAUCAUGCCAUUGUUGCAGACUCUCGGACAGGUAAAAACAGACAUGGUGGAUGGCAGAUCGCCUAAAGACCGGAUAACCUCCAACAGCAAUGGCACAGAGCUGAAAGAGGUUUCUCUGCUUCUGCAGGAGAACAGCUUAGGAAAGUGUGAAGAUGAGAAGGUUGUUCGCCAUAGGGUGAUCUGAAUUGCUGUUUCUAUGGUGACUACACUGCCAGCAUCCUGCUGAGGCUCCCAACAUCUGGAAAAGGCAAAGAAAUACAUUUCGGGGGGAAAAAAAGAGGAAUAGACUGGACAGAGGAAUCAUCCUCUAAUAAAUGGAUAAUAACGUUUCUCAGAAAUCAUGCCUAUGUGUGUGCUUGCAGUUGAGUUAACAGAAUUUGGCUUUACGUGACUAACACAUUAUUUUUUAAUUUGAAGUGUUGAUGUUGUAAAGCUAAAACUCACAUGUACUGUAAUAACAGUCAAUGUUACGAAUGUGUAUAGAGGGCAUCAGAAGUGAUACAACAUGAUGCCAACAAAUUCUGUUUUGGGGUUUCAUAGAACUUCAGUUUUUUUUAUAGCAGAGAGGUUAUAUUUCAAAUUCAGUUUUAUGGUACUUUUUAAUAGUAACACUGCACAGCAGAAAAUUACCUAUAUGGCUUAAACAGUUAUUCUGUUAUCACCUUAGUCAAUUUACAGUUAGUGAAAUAUUCAGGUGCAUUCUUGCACAUCAUUUCAACUUAUCAGUUUAAAGCACCUACAGAACGCUGCAUCGACACAGCCUUUUAAAACUGAAAAUCAUGCAUAAGGAACAAAUUGAGAACGAUUCCCUGAUGUGGUUUCUAUGCUAAUAAUGGACAUAAAUCAAUAGUACAUGAAUGAUGAAAUCCAUGAAGGAGAUAUGCUGUCAUGCUUGUAAUGGAUGUUAAUUCAGUAGAAGAGUUAUUUGGCUCUGAGCAAGUAAAACCUUUCAAAAGCUUUCAUGUACCUUCGCCAUCUGUGAUUGAAUGUGGAUUCACAGGGCUAAGGUUCACUGGUGUCACAGUUGUCAGUUUCAGUGUUUUAGCUGUUGUAAACAACAAAAUAGGAAUAAGCAUUAGAAGACGGAGUGACAAAAAUUGUGGGAAAAGCUACAGCUACUGUCUCAUGUGGUGCAGAGAUUAUGUUGUCAUUUUGUUUGCAUUGAUUUUUGUUUCGAGUUUUUGUAUAAUUUUUUUUUUUCAAAGAUGCCAAAAAAAUUGUGCUUUGUAUCUCUGUGUUCUCUGAAAGUAAAGUUGAU